This is a messenger RNA of Cydia splendana, 3016 nucleotides long. Its product is annotated as gastrula zinc finger protein XlCGF26.1-like. NCBI's taxonomy places the organism in Eukaryota, Metazoa, Arthropoda, Insecta, Lepidoptera, Tortricidae. The record is from RefSeq and is a predicted model, not a curated record. The transcript has 3 exons. Bases 180 to 1904 code for a protein of 574 amino acids.
ACGCCAUUAAAAAUAUUAAAAUAAAAGAAGUUGUCAUGUCAGCAGCUGAGCGAGGCUAUUUAUUUUACGAUUCAUUUAAUUAACAAAUACCUAUCAUGCAUAUAAUUACUGUUGUCACCUUUUAACUGUAAUUUCGUCGCGGUUCUUUCGUUAGCUGUGACGCCGCCGUCAUUGUGAAGAUGGAGGGAAGUAACACUGGCAGCAUAUCGCCAGCGCGCGUGAAGGCGGAGCCCGAGAGUGCAGAUACGGACCAUUCAGAACGAGUCCUUGUUAAGGAGGAAGCUGAAUUCACGGACGAGGAGUGUGUGAAGGAGGAGUGUGAGGACAGCACAGACGGGUGCGGCGUGAGCGAGGCAGCCAUGCUGGCCGGCCUGUAUGACGACCACGAGGUGAAGGACAAGCUUGUGCUGGGGCCGGAGCGCCCACAUCAACCCAUAGUCGCCAUGGAGCUGAGAGCGCCCGCUCUUGUCUCCUCUGCUGUGGUGUCGGGCCGGCGCCGCUCGUGUUCGGUCAGGCUGGAACGCCUGCUGGUGGACGCGGAGCGGCGCACCUGCCGGGUCGGGCGCCGCACAUACAAGCUGCACACCACCGAGCCCGCACCCACAUCCCAUGUCACCACCACCAUCUAUCAAUGUCACCAUUGCGGCAAACGGUUUAGGAACAAGUCGGUUUUGGAGAAACACAUACGCACUCACUUGUCGUUAGGACCGUCGCGUAAUUCAACCCGGGAGAACAUUGCUGUGGAUCGUCAACAAAUGUCACAAAGGAAUAGAAAACCUAAUGACAAAGCCUUUACUUGUGAUUACAAGUCCAAUCAAAAAUUACACUCAGGGAAUCACAAGAAGCACACUGGUGAAAAGCCAUUCAAAUGUAACUACUGUCACUACAAGUGCAUUUCGAAAUAUAUGUUACAGAAUCAUAUCAUGACUCACACUUGCGAAAAGCAAUUUAAAUGUAGCUACUGCGAUUACCGGAGCAAUGUAAAACGUAAUUUUCAGAGGCACCUAUUAACCCAUACUGAUAAAAAACCUUUUAAUUGUAAUUACUGUGACUACAAGUGCAUUACGAAAUAUAUGUUACAGUAUCAUCUGAUUAUUCACACUGGUGAAAAGCCAUUUAAAUGUAACUACUGUGACUACAAGUGCAUUACGAAAAAUAUGUUACAGAAUCAUAUGAUGACUCACACUGGUGAAAAGCCAUUUAAAUGUAAGUACUGUGACUACAAGUGCAUUAGGAAAAAUAUGUUACAGAAUCAUAUGAUGACUCACACUGGUGAAAAGCCAUUUAAAUGUAAGUACUGUGACUACAAAUGCAUUUUGAAAAAUAUGUUACAGUAUCAUAUGAUGACUCACACUGGUGAAAAGCCAUUUAAAUGUAACUACUGUGACUUUAAGUGCAUCAAGAAAAAUGCGUUACAGAAUCAUAUGAUGACUCACACUGGUGAAAAGCCAUUUAAAUGUAGCUACUGCGAUUACCGGUGCAAUUUAAAAGGUAGUUUGCAGAGGCACCUAUUAACUCAUACUGAUCAAAAACCGUUUAAUUGUAAGCACUGUGACUACAAGUGCAUUUCGAAAUAUAUGUUACAGAAUCAUAUGAUUACUCACACUGGCGAAAAGCCAUUUAAAUGUAGCUACUGUGACUACAAGUGCAUUAAGAAAAUUAUGUUACAGAAUCAUAUGAUGACUCACACUGGUGAAAAGCCAUUUAAAUGUAACUACUGUGACUAUAAGUGCAUUGCGAAAAGUACGUUACAAACUCAUAAGAUGACUCACACUGGUGAAAAGCCAUUUAAAUGUAACUACUGUGAGUACAAGUGUACGUGGAAAUCAAACUUCAAGAGGCACCUCAUUUUCGUUCAUCAAGAGGCACCUCAUUCACACUUGAGAGAAGCCUUUUCAGUGUAAGUACUGUGACCACAGGAGCCGUCUUAGAGAAACCCUACGAGCUCAUGAGAUGAUACAUACUGGUGAAAAACCCUAUAAAUGUAAAUACUGUGACAAAGUGCAAGAAGAAAGAAAAUUUACGAAGCCACGAAAUUAUACACACUGGGGUAAAGCCUUUUCAAUGUAGUAACUGUGACUACAAGUGCAAAAACAAAUCAAGACUACGACGUCAUCAAGCAGUACACACCGAUGAAAAGCCUUUCCAGUGUAGUUAUUGCGAAUACAAAUGCAAGCAGAAAAGUCAAUUACAAGAUCACGAGAGGAUACACACUGGUGAUAAACCCUAUAAAUGUAAAUACUGUGACUUCAAGUGCAAGCAGAAAAAUUAUAUACGAUACCACGAGAUGAGACACACCGGGGAAAAGCCGUUUGAAUGUAGUAAUUGUGACUACAAGUGCACAAACAAAUCAGAACUACGACGUCAUCAUGCAGCAAAACACACAGUUAAAAAGCCUUUCCAGUGUAGUUAUUGCGAAUACAAAUGCAAACUGAAAAAGCAGUUACGAACUCACGAGAUGACACACAAGUGAAAAGUCUUUACAGUGCAAUUAUUGCGCAUGUGCAAGCUAAAACAACACUUAAUUAUUCACCUAAAGAAACACUAAUAAAAAGCUCUGAUACAGCCAUUAUAAGCACUGAAAGUUUAGGAGUAAAAGGAGUUACUCUAAGAACAAAUUAAAUUACUUUGUAUGAACAUAUUAUAAUUUAUAGACAGUAUUUGUUUCGGUUUUUAGUAAAUGGAGUUCUCCAGGUGAGGUCUCCCCUCGCUAGGGCGACGCGGACAUGUAUCUAAAGUAAUAUUUAACUUUAAUUUGUCUUAAUGUUCAACUUUGUUACAAUAAAUUCAGAAGUUGCAGAAAAGGUUGUAUGAAAUUCAACAAAUUGUUUAUUUUUAAGUCCGCUAGCUAGCGCGGGUGCACGGAGCAGGUUAAAAACAAUGAGCGUUACUAAAGUCUGUAUCUUGAUUAGGUAUUUAAAUAAAAGUAAACAAAAUCUACCCUCAAAUGGCUCCUUAAGCCAGUUGAGGGUACCUUUCGUAGAAGAAAUAUGCUUUCUAUCUGAACGUUUGGCAA